AUGAAGUCUUACUUAUGCAGUAUUUAUGCUAACUCAACAAAUGUUUACUCGAUCAUAUAAGGGAGUAUUAUUCUUUAAAUUUUAUAAAUAAAUUUUUAGUAAACAUUUUUUCUCGAAACCUAAAAUCAAAAUUAAUAAUUAAUUAAAAUAAAAUUUAUUUUUUCAAUAUAGGCUUGUUAAAAUUAAAUAGAUUUAGCUAAAAUUUUAUUAUAAUAGUAUUACUUAUCUUUAUCAAAUAUUUUAAGAAUUUUUGAUUUUUUUAAACUCCCCCCCCCAUCCUUGAUCGAACGACUCGCCAUCGUUCGAUCAAGGAUGGGGGUUAAAAAAAAUUUUUAUAUAUAAAAUAAAAUAUAUAUACAAAUUUUUUUUAUUUACUUUUAAAUAAGAGGGUUAAGAGCAUUUAAUAAUUAUUUUUACAGCAAAAAAUUGAAUUAAUUUCAUAAAAAUAACAAUUUUUUAUAUUUUAAUUUAUUAGUUACCCCUUUAAACUGUAUAAAUUUUAAUUUGUUACUUAUUAAAUUAAAAUUUGUUUUUUAAAAAUUUUAAAAAAUCUCUAUUUUAUUAGAUUAUUGAGUUUUUAAGCCCAUGCUGAUGACUAAAAUUACUUUGAAUAGUUGAUUCCGAAGCUUUCUAUCGUCUCAAAGUCUCUGAAAACAACUUCAUUAGGUACAUCUUCCCAAGCUUUUGAUGACUAUUAUAUUUUUAUAUAUAUAAAAAUUUGCAUGAUAUGAAAAUCGUUCGAUCAAGGAUGGGGAUUAAUUUCCCCAAUUUUUAGAAUUUUUACAUUCAAUCGUUCGAUCAAGGAUGGGGGGGAGUAAGGAGGAAGUUAAUCCCUUCAGGGAGAAUUUAUCGAUUUUUUGCUCACUUAAGGAGGGAGUAAGCAAAAAUUCAUUGAUUUUUGUGUCAGCGAACUCAUCUCACUUUCUUCAAUCCACGGAAUAUGUCCAGAGACUCUUUUUUCCACUUACAAUCUUCCAAAAACUUAUACAGAAUACGACUAUUGUGAGCAUUUUUUACCUCAAAUCACUGAGAAACCCUUCAUCUACGUAAAUCUUCCAAAUGUGAGUGCUGCAGAGCAUAUAGCGAAGAGAGGAGUUUGCAUUGAGAGAUUCACUUUCCCGCUUGCCGAAGCUGACUCAAUAAGCAGUUUAGUAGAAAAUACACUUCAGAGAUUUAAUAAUGAUCCUGAAGCUGCUCAAUUUAUAUUAGCAGAAAGUCCAUUUGCAUUCAGAUUUGAUACAUAUCAAAGCAGUGUUUCCCAAGAAGAGAAAGAAUCCAUCGUUAAAUCGUUUGGUGUCAUACCAUUUAAAGGAACAGUCGACCUGAGAUCUCCUGAGCGAAAAUUCAUUGUCAGCAUAAGCAAAAGCAAAUGCUACUUUGGACUCGAAAUAGCAAGAUCGAAGGACACGAGGACAAGAUUCUAUGCAAAAUACAGCUUAUCUGACCGAGAGUAUUUAGGCCCGACCACAACCGAUAUGGAGCUGGCACUGCUUAUGGCAAACCAAGGGAAAGUUUUGGAAAAUUCUUUAGUUCUUGACCCUUUUGUUGGGACAGGUGGGAUUUUAAUUGCAGCUUCACAUUUUGGUGCUACUUGCUUUGGUGGUGAUAUUGAUGUAAGGGUUUUAAAAGGCUUAGGAGUGGGGAGAUCGACAAAAAACACUGAAGCCGACAUUUUCACAAAUUUCGUCAAUUAUGGCUUCCAAAAGCCAGAAAUCAUUUGCUGUGAUACCUCCAGAAGUUGCUGGAAGUCUGGGGAGAUUUUCGAUGCUAUUAUUUGUGAUCCUCCAUAUGGAGUCCGGGCUAGCUCAAAAAAGAUAAAAAAAGAUGCAGUGGGGACAAUUUUACCAAGAGAUAGCUAUCAUGGGGCAAGAGUGUUUGAAGAUUUAUUGAACUUAGCCGCUAGGCUGCUACGAGUUGGUGGAAGGCUUGUAUAUUUGCUUCCAACGAUAAGAAAUUCUUACUCUAAGGAUGCAGUUCCCACUCAUCCUUUAUUGAAGCUUGUAGGAAACUCUGAAAAUAUUUUGUCCAAAAAAAUAUCAAGGAGGCUAAUUACAAUGGAAAAGCUAGAAGCUCCAGUUAGCGUUGAAAAUGAGGAAGGAAAAGAACAGUUUUAUGCAGGAAUUAGAGAGAAAUGGUUUUUGAAGAAUGAUAAUUAG
Messenger RNA from Blepharisma stoltei, 2156 nucleotides. NCBI's taxonomy places the organism in Eukaryota, Ciliophora, Heterotrichea, Heterotrichida, Blepharismidae. The record is from the annotation of a GenBank genome assembly.